AUGCUUUAAAAGUCCUCUUAUACUCAACGUUUAAUAAAUGAAGGGUAACAAAAGAUCACUUUGAAAAAGUUAGUCAAAUUUGCACAUUAUGAAACCAUCUUCAAAUUUGUGUUCUUUCUCGUCUUAAGUAUUUGUUAAUCAAUCAACUUAUUUAGUUGUUAUUACCCUUUAUAGUUAUGAUAUCAUAUAGUUUCAGCAAUUCCUGUAAGAGAAGAACUUCAGAAGAUUUGAUUGCAGAGAUCUUAAAUGGCUAUUUGUUGGAUUGAUUUUGAUACAUGUACUAGUGCUACUUAUCAAUAGAUUACAAAAGAAAUAAAUAAGAAGGCUGUGACAGGUUAUGUGGAAAGAUAGCUAGAUUCAAAAUAUAUAGGAGCUGAUCGAUAGAUUAGAGUACAAAAAAUAGUGAAAUGGAUUUACGACACAGUAUAUUACUCAAGUGCAACUCUCUUUGCAUUCUUCACUUUUCGAGAUGAAAAGUGGUUCCCCAAGGAAUUUGGAGGAUCUAAUUUUAAGGAGACUUUAUAUGAUUUUCCUAACAUUCCUGAAGUACAAAUAUUACGUUAGAAUUUAAUUAGAACCCUUGGGUUCCAAUCUAUUAUAUGGUCUAAGCCUCAAGUCAUGUUCAUGCAUUGUUGUUACUAAUGGUUUAUGGUACGAAAAUAGAACUGAAGUAUUGGGAAUAUUUAUUACACCACUCUCUUGCUGUUAGUUUACUUUACUUUUCAACAAUGUACAACUGCGAGAGUAUUGGGAUUGUUGUACUGAUACUCCACGACAUCAGUGACAUAUUCUUGGCCUUAGGCAGAGCUUAUGCGGAUCUUGGUAAAACUAAGAUCUUAGUCUACCUUGGAUUCUCAUCAAUAUAAGUAUCUUGGUUGUACACAAGGGUUUACGUGUUCCCAAUUAAGAUUUAUGAUUGUUUGGUCAACCAUCCGUAAUUCUUGCCAUAUUGGUAAAACUUUUAAAUAUACUUCAGGGAAUAAACAAAGCAUGCCUAUUACAAUCAAAUUGGUCUAAUGGUGUUGCUGUUUGGUAUGCACAUCUAUUGGACAAUAUUUAUGGUGAAGGUGGGAUUGGGCAUUUUCUCGUCGGGUCGAUAUAAGAAUAUUUACGAUAAUAGAGAGAAUAAGUUGGAUCAUAAGAAAGAAAAUUGA
This is a messenger RNA of Paramecium octaurelia, 1154 nucleotides long. Lineage: Eukaryota; Ciliophora; Oligohymenophorea; Peniculida; Parameciidae. The record is from the annotation of a GenBank genome assembly.